UUUUCAUAGUAUCAGUGUUUUUGUCAACUUUCUGUUUCUGUCUCGACCUUUUUGUGUAUCGAUGAGAUUUGAUAUCAGAUAGGGAUACAUUAGUUGCUUUUUUUUAGCAGAGAAAUUCUGGAUUUUGAACUGGUGAAGUCUUUUCGCCGCCAUUGCUUUCAUUCUGUGUGACUCUUCUCAUCAUAUUCAUCUGGAAUUGUUGAUAUGAGAUAGAAUAGAGGCCAUCAUAGACAUUUCAUUAGACUCUAGUCAUACUCUGCUGUUCGUCUCGAGAUUAGAUCUAAAAUCUAGAUCUAGAUCUAGAUCUAGAUCUACUCUCAAAUUUAUUAUAAUUACUCCUGAUUUUAGAGAUCGACAGGAAUUAUUAUUGGACCCUUCUAGAAAUCUAGAUCUAGAUCUAGAUAUCUAUUUUCCAUUCUCUAGAUUCCAGAUGUAAGGCUUUUCAUUUUUUGUGAGGACGUCACUGAAACUGAAUGGAUGGCCAGGCGAACUUUUGUCUCCAAAUUUCGCCUGCUUCUGCUUGGCGUGAUUGUCACUUUCUUGGUAGCUGCUUUUUAUGGAUUUAGCCUUGUACAGAAUGGCUCACUUUUGAAUUGCCAAUGUUCUUCCACAAAGACAAGUCAAGAUGUUGGUGUUGAAGAUGUCAGGAAAGGUGGUUCCGAGGAAAAGCCUGAUACAGGAGAGGACCACAAGCUUUGUAUCCUGGUUCCAUUCCGAGACCGUUUUGAAGAGCUUUUGGAAUUUGCCCCAUUUCUCGGAAAAUUCUUAGAGCGACAGAAAGUUAACCACAAAAUUGUGAUUAUUAAUCAGCUUGAUAAAUACAGGUUCAAUCGUGCUUCCCUGAUCAAUGCUGGAUUUCUCCACACACGCCAUGACUGUGACUACAUUGCCAUGCAUGAUGUGGACCUCCUCCCCAUGAAUGAUGAGCUGAGCUACGCCUUCCCUGAGAGUGGGCCGUUCCAUGUCGCUGCCCCAUGGCUGCAUCCGUUGUAUCAUUACAAAACUUUUGUAGGAGGAAUCUUGUUGCUUCAAAGCAAGCACUUUGAAAUGCUGAACGGAUUAUCCAACAAGUACUGGGGCUGGGGAAGGGAGGAUGAUGAGUUCUUUGUCCGUAUGAGGAAGGCAAAAUUGCAGCUGAGCAGACCAGGCAAUUUGACCACCGGCUACAAAUCCUUUAGACAUGUCCAUGACAGGAGAAAAAGACCACGAGACAGCCACAAGUAUUAUGAUCAGUGGGAGAAAACACGGCGCCUGGACAAAGAAACGGGUUUGACUACAGUAGAGUACACAGUGGACUCAGUCAGUCAGCUGACCAUUGAUGACACUGCCGUGACUGUGAUGAAUGUGUACCUGGAAUGCAACGUUGACGUCACUCCCUGGUGCCUGCAAGCGGAGGAUCAUCCAUGGUAUGAGAAGAGAAAGGAGGCGCAAGCCAAAGCUUCACAAAAACAGCCAACACAGACAUAAGGGCCUCGGUAGAAGUGCAACAGCCACAGCUUCUCGAGAAGAUGAAAGAAAAAGAAAUGUAUACUUACUGCAUUACACUAAAAUGGUUGGAUUUUAAUCAAAUCAGUGUUUAUGUUGAGGUUUGUU
Molecule: messenger RNA, 1593 nt
Organism: Aplysia californica (California sea hare)
Lineage: Eukaryota; Metazoa; Mollusca; Gastropoda; Aplysiida; Aplysiidae
Product: beta-1,4-galactosyltransferase 7
Exons: 6
Coding region: 478-1467 (329 amino acids)
Biological process (GO): proteoglycan biosynthetic process; carbohydrate metabolic process
Molecular function (GO): xylosylprotein 4-beta-galactosyltransferase activity
Source: RefSeq, a predicted model, not a curated record